AUAUGUCGUUCUCGCAAUUUAUGGAGCUUAAAUCACAACGUUCUGGACUGACGCUGCGAGGCGCAACGCAGUGUUGGUCCCGUCGAAUCUCACACAGCAAUAUUAAAAUCUUUCUCGUUAUCGCGGUGUUUAGAGCUUGUAAUUCAUUGGCUUUGUAGGUUUGGCAGGAGAGGAGAGGAGAGAAGUAAAUAACAGGGCAGCGUUGAGUCCGACCUGCAGGUAGUAAGCAGGCGUAGAUACGGGGAUAUUUAACUCACACCGCGACGUAGAAAAUCUAGAGGGACAGAGACAGUGACCGUAAGGACAGCAAAACCAUUGAGAUUGGAUGCAAAGUUCCUUCAAUGUUAUUUUUAAUAGGACGAGGGGUUGAGCACCAUGUCCUGCUCCGGUAACCUGAUUUGGGAUGUAAGGAAGCGCUCCAUUGGGUUUAACGAACCAAAUGCUGUCAGGAUUAACUACCUAGGAAGAAGAGAAUUUGUCCAAAGACUCAAACUUGAAGCUACACUCAACGUACACGAUGGCUGUGUUAACACAAUAUGCUGGAACGACACGGGUGAAUACAUCCUCUCAGGAUCCGAUGACACCAGUCUGGUCAUCUCAAACCCAUACAACAGAAAGGUCAAAGCAGCCAUCCGAUCGGGCCACCGGGCGAACAUCUUCAGCGCCAAGUUCAUGCCGUGCACCAACGAUCAGCAGAUAGUGUCGUGCUCAGGGGACGGGAUCAUCUACUACACCAACACCGAGAAGAGCGCGGACGUCAACCGGCAGUGCCAGUUCACCUGUCACUACGGCACCGCCUACGAGAUUAUGACCGUACCAAAUGACCCCUACACCUUCCUGUCCUGCGGGGAGGACGGCACAGUCCGAUGGUUCGACGUCCGAAUGAAAACCAGCUGCACAAAAGAGGACUGUAAAGAUGACAUCCUCAUCAACUGUCGGCGGGCAGCUACCUCAAUAUCCGUCUGCCCCCUGAUGCCCUAUUACCUGGCAGUGGGCUGCUCCGACAGCUCGGUCAGGAUCUACGACAGGAGAAUGCUGGGCACCAGAGCAACAGGGUACUACACGGGCAGCGGGACGACGGGGAUGUGCGUGCGCUUCGUCCCGGCGCACCUGGCCAGCAAGUCGUGCCGCGUGACCUCGCUGUGCUACAGCGGCGACGGCCGGGAGGUCCUGGUCAGCUACUCCUCCGACUACAUCUACCUGUUCGACCCCAAAGACGACCAGGCCCGCGAGCUGAAGGGCCCGUCCGAGGAGAGGAGGGAGGAGCUCCGGCAGCCCCCGGUGAAGCGCCUGAGGCUAAGGGGGGACUGGUCCGACACGGGACCCCGCGCACGGCCCGAGAGCGAGAGGGAGCGCGACGGGGAGCAGAGCCCCAACGUGUCUCUGAUGCAGCGCAUGUCCGACAUGCUGUCCCGCUGGUUCGAGGAGGCCAGCGAGGCCCAGAGCAGCAGAGGGCGCCCGCAGCCACGCCCACGGGUUCGACCAGAGGGGGGCGCCUCCGCUCCAGAGCCCACCCCGCAAGACACUGUGCCGGCCACUGAGGGUCCAAUGGAAGUGGAAACUACUGCCGAGCCCCUCCCUAAAUCGACUUCCACCUCCUCCUCCUCUUCUGGCUCCUCCUCCACGGUCACGGCCCCGCCCCCGUCCACGUCCUCGUCCAUGGAGAGCCCCCCCUCCUCCUCCCUCCUCUCCUCCCCCGACGCAGAGCAGAAGAGCCAGGCUGCCGCUGCCGCUGCCGCCGCCUCCACCACGCCCACGCCCACGCCCACGCCCACCCCCCCGACAGAGCCCGCACAGUCCGAGCCUGGGCGUCGGGGGGUGCCGGUAAGUGUAGUGUGCAGGCGUCUGCAGAGGCUGCUGCUGCUGGCCGGGCCCCCCGGACGGGACGAGCGAGCGCGCCCCCGCCCCGCCCGCCUGAACCCCUCCCCUGGGGAUGCCCCCCAGGAAACCCCUCCCUCAGAUUCGCCCUCGUCGGUGGUAAACAAACAGCUGGGAUCCAUGUCUCUGGAUGAGCAGCAGGGAAGCUCAGAGGCUGGGGGCGGGACCGGGUCCGGUUCUGGGACGGGGAGCAGUACUGGGACGGGGAGCAGUAUUGGGAUGGCGAGCAGUACUGGGAUGGCGAGCGGGAGGCCCGGGGGAACAGAACCGGUCCUAAGUCUACACUACAGCACAGAGGGAACCACUACCAGCACCAUCAAACUGGACUUCACAGAUGAAUGGAGCAGCAGCGCUCCAUCCAGCUCCAGGGGCGGCGGCGGCAGCAGCCACAAGCCAGGCGGGACGCAGGACAGCCAGCUCAAACCGGGCAGGACAGAGGGCAGCCCAGGCCAGCGGAGGACAGAAGAGCCGUUGCCCGAGAGCUCGGAGCAGGCAGCCACCGCCUCGUCAGAACCAGCAGGGCAGGGGAGUGGGUCAGGUCCAGAAACGGACCAGCCGAAGGGGGAGAAAGCCUGCAGCGUCACGGACAAGACCUCCGGCCCUGAGAAUAACUCGUCGGCCAAGACCCCCGCGGAGGUCUCCGCCCCCAUGGAGCAAAGCUCCGCCCCCCAGUCCACAGGAGAGGAGCCCCAGGGGGCCGAGCCGGCCAAUCCCGCCGAGUCCUGCCGACGGAGCGAGCCAACGGGAGAGGGGGGGCGGGCACAGGGUUCCCGCGGCAACCAGGACUCGGACGACAGCGACGACGAUCCCAUCCUCCUGCCUGCCACAAGGUACCGUGGGGGACAGGGACAGAGAUUUAAUUUCAGAGGAUCAGCAGUAGGCGAGAGAAUGAUCAGGCGUUCUGCUGCCGCUCGUAUUCAGGAGCUUUUCCGUCGGAGGAAGGAACGGCGGGAGAUGGAGGAGAGCGAGACCCAGAAUAUUCGGCGGCCCACCGUCAAAAUGGUCUACAAGGGCCACCGCAACUCCAGAACAAUGAUUAAGGAGUCCUGUUUUUGGGGAAGUAACUUUGUCAUGAGUGGCUCGGACUGCGGCCACAUCUUCAUCUGGGAUCGGCACACGGCUGAACACCUGAUGCUUCUGGAGGCCGAUAACCAUGUGGUCAACUGCCUACAACCCCAUCCUUAUGACCCCAUUCUUGCCUCGUCUGGAAUAGACUACGAUAUCAAGAUCUGGUCUCCACUGGAAGAAUCACCAUCCUUUAACACAGUGCUGGCUGACGAGGUGAUCACACGCAACGAGCUGAUGCUGGAGGAGACGAGGAACACAAUCACAGUACCUGCGUCCUUCAUGCUGCGAAUGCUGGCCUCCCUCAAUCACAUCAGAACAGACCGACUGGAAGGCGAUCGAUCGGAAGGGUCUGGACAGGAGAACGAGGAUGAGCAGUAGCCGCUUUGUCUUCUUUUGCUACGAAGCACUUGAACAGCUGAGAUUUGUACACGUAAAAUGUAGAAUAUUUUCCAUAUCUGAGCAGUAGUGCAUUUUUUAGCUUCCUUUUUUUUUAUUAAAAAAAUGAAAUUACCUUUCUUACCAUUUCCUUGAGAGUGCAUCUGGGAAGAAAAGAAGAAAAAGGAAAUAAUUUAAAGGUGUAAAUAAAAAAUAAAAAAAUUGGAUGGCUGGUGCUUGAGGAUUUAAAGUGCAAUAUUCUUUUUUCAGAAGCAAAUGUUUGAGGUUGGGUCAGUGUUAAGGUGUGAGUUUUAAUAUAGCUAAAGAGUAAAGAACUCAAAUGUUUGUAUACUUGCGGUUAUGCAUGUUAAUGUACGAAAUUAUGAAAAUUAUGCUUUAAGUAAACAAUUUUGUUGUUUAAACUGCUUUAACAUUCUUUUGUCUGUAAAAGGCCUUGCGUUUUUGCUCAUUUUACCACACCGUUUCCAUAUAAAAUAUCUGAUGUUUGCUCAAACUCCCCACAUACAGUAAAUGAUAGCUUGCUUCUACCUUGCUGCAAGACAUGUUUACAGUUAAUGCACUAUUACCAUGUCUAUUGUUUGUCAGUUGGCCGGGAAAAUGUUGUUGUUGUUUUGUUUGAGAAUGUCAUAUGGUGAGGUCCACGAUAACACUGAAGAUUAAUGGUGGACUCUUUAAGUGUGUUCACUGGUUGAGAUUAAAUGGUUUGGGAAUCUCUCAUUUAAAACAGUUCAA
Anguilla rostrata (American eel) is the source of this 4074-nucleotide messenger RNA. Its product is annotated as DDB1- and CUL4-associated factor 6-like. Lineage: Eukaryota; Metazoa; Chordata; Actinopteri; Anguilliformes; Anguillidae. Gene Ontology annotation, cellular component: cytoplasm; Cul4-RING E3 ubiquitin ligase complex. Gene Ontology annotation, biological process: positive regulation of transcription by RNA polymerase II. The transcript is spliced from 21 exons. The coding region runs from base 376 to 3324 and encodes 982 amino acids. The record is from RefSeq and is a predicted model, not a curated record. Gene Ontology annotation, molecular function: protein binding.